AUAGCUGUCUUCUAUCUCUAGAUUUACCGUCACUCAAACUGUAAUUAACUGCUGGUCAAAUAAAUGAGGGGCGACACUGCAAGUCAGCUUGACCGUCAGUUUAACGUGAGCACCAAUAGUACAUUUGUCACUUGGUGGACUGAAAGCAUUUUCGGACAAAACUAAGGAUUUGGGUUGGUGCAUGGGGCUCCCUCACUUGCUUCUAUACCUAAUCUCUAGGCGGUGUGGUCAUCGUUUUGAGCUGAGGUUUUCCUUCUCUGGUGUGAGAAAAGAUCUGUUCAAUUAUCGCCUCGCAGGCGUUCUGGUCGUCAGUGUAUAAAAAUCAAUGAGGAAAAGGCUUUCGUGAGAACUAAAAUCGUGACUUGUUUCACCUAACCUCGCCAACCUCGUCAAACUGGCAGAACGGUGACGUCACAGAAUGGCGCUCGAAGCAGCAGACGACCCUCAAGCUCCGGUCUUAUUGACGGCGGCAAGGAUAGAAAACUGUGGAGACUCCUUCGCUAAACUGGUACGCCUGAUGACGCUUUGCGAUAUAGACGCGGAUCAAGUCGGUACUGCAGAAGAAGCGAAAGAACUUCUGCUUCACGCAGCGGAUGUGAACACGGAAAUAUUGACUCUUUGCAGACACCGCCAGCAGUCGCCUCCACAUGGUGUCGAGUCAAGACCGUCUGUGACCUCCUUUGACAGCGUGGACUGCUCUGAACCCUUGGACACUGAGGUCUCCAUUCCGAGUGAUCUGCGGGCAGGAAUGUACUUCCAGAAAGUUACGUCACGUGGCCUCGAACACCGGCGGUUCGUGCGCGUGGGACUAAGUAGCCAUGGUGACGGCUUGGCGUUGCUAUGGGCAGCCAAAAAGAGAGCUAUUACAGAAGGCCAAGUAAAGACCCUCCCCCUGUGCAUCGUAGACAAAGUGAUGACGUGUACGAUUAAAGAGAGGGGUGUGAUGUUUGUGGACGCCAAAUCCCGGCACUACGGGUUCAUUUCUAAAGACAUCCCUACCAUAAAGGCAUGGGGAAAACAGCUCAAGGAAUUCGUGGGAGAAAUUAAACGCCUCGCGUAGUCCUGACACACGAAUGAAGCUCUUGCCGUUUUUUUCCAGAACUCUGUGACCGAUUCUGAUCAAAUCAAGUCCCAAAAAGGGGAGAAAAUACUCACUUAUUUAGUCCGAAAAGACCAUGUUUCAUGUGAUGAGCCUACUACAAAAAAAGCGCUACGUACGAUUAAAAACAAUGUCUCCGCAUCAAUGGACGAAGAUAACUAUUAUAUUUAUAUCCCACCCCUUUCUUCAGAUAUUGGAUCUGGUAGUUGCAUCCGUUCAAACCGGAUCCCUGGUUUUACGACCGGUGGGUGACGGGACAGAAUGACAAAAUGUACACGUAUCAAAAACAAGUGAGACGCUUAUGGAGGGGUGGGAGGGGGGGGGGGCAGAACGUGUUCACUUUUUCUGUUUGUAUAUGGCUAUGAACAAGUGUUAGGGCUCGCUCCCAAUGAAACUAUCGCUCUACGUAGAUCGAUCCAACUCCGUGUGGACUCUCGCUGAAUGCAAUCAGUUAAAGGGAUUACCACGCGUCACACGGAAUGAGCCGUAAGGCACGGUCUCUGUUUAUUCAAGAUAUGACCUCUCUAGAGUGAUCCUUCAUAUAUUUGACAAGGGAGCAGACGUGGAAAGAACGCCUAGUGUACACGUACAUGUACGACCUACUAUAGUGUGCAUUUGUGAAAAGUAGAAUAUUGUUAUGCAGCGCAAUGUCUCGAAUAACCAAAAUAAUCACAAAUUUUACUGAAACAAAGUGAACAAUUGCAUGCUCAGCGGAGUGUUCGGGAGUAUAGAUUGCCACAACUAAGAGCUUUUAGGGCCCGGGGGGCUUUUUUUCCCCUCGUGUGGCAAAUUUAGUGGUUUUGUAAAAGUAUAUUUUAUCCAGUUUUAAUACCAGUACAAAAAUCAUGAGCCAUUGAUAAAAGGUUUCAUAAUUUCAAGUGAUUUCUAAUUUUGUUUGACAUCGCAAUUGAAAUGACACAUAUUAUGACUUUUUAUGAGAAAUUAUUGCCUAAAAUUGACGUAAUUUGAGAGUGGCUAGACAUAUCCACGACUAAGAAAUAGAAUUUUACAUACAUACAAUACCCACGAGGGAGCUCCUAGUAGAAAGGCUGAGGGCAUUUUAUAAGCGACAUAUAGACUUUUC
Lingula anatina is the source of this 2183-nucleotide messenger RNA. RefSeq lists its product as uncharacterized. NCBI's taxonomy places the organism in Eukaryota, Metazoa, Brachiopoda, Lingulata, Lingulida, Lingulidae. The record is from RefSeq and is a predicted model, not a curated record.